AAACUAUAUUAAUUCCUGAUUCAGACGACGAUGAACUGCCGUCUCUCAAAACCGUGUUAAAAAACAUAACAAAUUUCACCAGCAAGAAAAUUAACAGAAAAUAUGAUGCUGAGUUUAUCGAGAUACAUGAUAAUACCACGGCUGCAAAUAAUAAUGAUGAUUUCAAAUAUACAAAAAGCUCGGUGAGAAGACUUAAAACCCAAAAACAUUACAUGAAAAAACUCAGAACAGAAAUUAUAUUGAUCCCUGAUUCAGAUGACGACGAUGAACUGCCGUCUCUUAAAACUAUGUUAAAAAACAUAACAAAUUUCACCAUCAAGAAAAUUAACAGAAAAUAUGGUGCUGAGUUUAUCGAGAUGCAUGAUGAUACCACGGCUGCAAAUAAUAAUGAUGAUUUCACAUAUACUACCAACAAAGAUCGUUCUCUUGGAAUUAGUAAGAAGGAAACACGAGCUAAGCUAAAAAGCUCGGUGAGAAGACUCAAAACCCAAAAAACUUACAUGAAAAAACUUAGAACAGAAAUUAUAUUAAUCCCUGAUUCAGAUGACGACGAUGAACUGCCGCCUCUUAAAACUGUGUUAGAAAACAUACCAAAUUUCAGCAACAAUAAAAUUAACAAAAAAUAUGAUGCUGAGUUUAUCGAAAUACAUGAUGAUACCACGGCUGCAAAUAAUAAUAAUGGUGAUUUCACAUAUACCAUCAACAAAGAUCGUUCUCUUAAUAUCAGUAAGAAGGAAAUACGAGCUAAGCUAAAAAACUUGGUAAGAAGACUCAAAACCAAAGAGGUUACCAAACAUAUCAUCGAUAUAUGUGAAUAUAAAGAAAAAUAUGAGUACUACAACAAUUUCAAAUCACUAUCUGAAUUGCAACUCCACCAUCCACUCGCUAUAAUGCAUCGAUCUAAUAAUUUUGUACCUAGAUAUUAUGUAAUAAAAGGGUUCACAAUAAUGUACGAACAUUUGAUGUUAAACCCGACAGUGUGGAAACCUAAAGUAGGAGAUAUAAAUAAAAAAUUUAUGGAAGAAGUUAUAAUUCCCGAAUUGGGUGUUUGGUUCAUAAUGGAAGAUCUUGGGGUUAAUGACUACGACACCGCUAUAAAAAUCACGCGUGAAAGCGUUGAAUAUGGUAGCGAACAUUUUUUCGGAGACGAUAAUGACAAAUAUUUUUGGUGA
Messenger RNA from Racocetra fulgida, 1172 nucleotides. NCBI's taxonomy places the organism in Eukaryota, Fungi, Glomeromycota, Glomeromycetes, Diversisporales, Gigasporaceae. The record is from the annotation of a GenBank genome assembly.